Molecule: messenger RNA, 615 nt
Organism: Thermothielavioides terrestris NRRL 8126
Lineage: Eukaryota; Fungi; Ascomycota; Sordariomycetes; Sordariales; Chaetomiaceae
Exons: 1
Coding region: 143-517 (124 amino acids)
Source: RefSeq, a predicted model, not a curated record
UGCAUACAUACCGCUGCAGCCGGCCGAGGACACGGAGGAAAUGCUCGUCGCUCAGAUCGGGGCAAACAGGGACGUCGACCAGCACAAGUGGGCCGUCCUCUCGCCGGCCGGGGAUGACUGCAAGCACCGCUAGGCGUUCAUCAUGGGCUCCGUCGAGGACCGCACAAGAGACCAGAGCCCGUCUGUGCUCAAGGAUUUCUUCAUGGAAAGGGGCGACCUGACGCCGAACAUGCCCCCGGCCAACGUGUUUUACACCUUCUACUACCCGGGCCAGUCAAGCGGAGUGGCUGACCCUGGCGGCCCUCGGGGCAAAGCUCUGGUGACGGUGGAUGACGGCGGGAAGACGGCCGAUCAGAGGCAGAUACUGGUGCUGAGGCUGUACCUGGCCAAUGACGACCCGAGGCUGGAGCUGAGGUUUACGGUGGAUGACGGAAUGCCGCUGAGCGAGGGCGGCGUGACGGUGCCAGAAUCGGAUAAGACCACGGACGGCAACAAGGUGUACCCGCCGAAAGAAUAGCUUGCAGCGCAGUCCUGUUGGGGCUCUCGUGAUUUGUAUGAGGGUCGCGGUCGCGCGGGGAAACGGGAAAGCAGGUUAACGGUACCUAUUCGCGGUUU